Messenger RNA from Mesorhabditis belari, 654 nucleotides. Lineage: Eukaryota; Metazoa; Nematoda; Chromadorea; Rhabditida; Rhabditidae. The record is from the annotation of a GenBank genome assembly.
AUGAAGCGAAUCUUUGGGUCGGCUAAGAAGGAGCCACCACCAGAUCUCAACGCGGCCAUCGAAAAAGUCGGCGCCAGAGGGGAAUCGAUUGACACUAAGAUCAAGAAACUCGAUGGUGAAUUGGUCAAACUCCGUGAUCAGAUGGGCAAGAUGCGAGAAGGGCCGAGCAAGAACAUGAUCAAACAAAAAGCUCUCAGAAUUCUCAAGCAGAAGCGAAUGUACGAGAACCAAAAGGACCAACUCGAUCAGCAGUGCUUCAACAUGGAUCAAAGCCAUUUUGCCAUUCAAGGGAUGAAGGACACUCAAAUAACAGUGGCCGCCAUGAAAGAUGGCCUUAAAGCGUUCAAGAAGGAGUACAAGAAAGUCGACAUCAACAAAAUUGAAGAUUUACAGGACCAAAUGGAGGACAUGCUUGAUCUAAACAACGAAAUCCAGGAUGCAAUGAGUCGCCAAUAUGACACACCUGAUAUUGAUGAGACAGAUUUGGAAGCGGAAUUGGCGGCUUUGGGAGAUGAAAUUGGAUUGGGCGAAGCCGAUUCAGCCUACCUGGACGAGGCUCUCAACGCUCCCUCCGUUCCCGAAGCUAAACCAACGGCGCAUAAGACGGCCGAAGGAAUCGAAGUUGACGAGUUUGGGCUGCCGCGGAUCCCCGCU